CAGCCUUCGACAACGACUGUUACAACCCAAGUGUCGAGUAUAAUUUGCCCCGAUUGACAGACUGUCGAGCUGCACUCGAACCGUACGCUCAAUUGAUUCAGCAAAAAGUUCGUCAGGCCCACGAAAUAGCCGAGCAAAGCAGACAAGUCCAAGUACAGUUGAAUGCGCCAUUCCCUGCACAGAGUUGAGACGAGAAAUCGAACCGCCGAACGAGCAUUACCGCCAGCUCUUGUCGAAAUUUAGUUGGAUUACAUCAUUGUUGCAAUACGAUUGUCCUGAAUAUUUAUGUCUUGGUCAACAACUUGAGCCCUCCCCGCCUGCUUCGCACCACCAAACCUUACGAUGUCUUCAAUAUUCUCUCUCCGCGGGCUCUUUACCCGCCAGCCUGCUUCUACGACGCAAACGACUCGUCUUUUCUCUACCACAGCAAAUAUGCUUGCUCGCACACCUCCCAAGGCCGCGCCGAAGAGCCCCAAUGCUGGCAAGGUCCCUCCUCGUCGAAAGCACGCAGCCCCGAAAUCCGAAAACUUCUACCGCAUCCGCACGCUCCGCCAAAAUAUGUUCUCUCCCGCUCCCCCUCCUCUACGAAUGGCCCGUCUUCGAUACCUCCGCCACUGGACUAUUCACCGCGCUUGGCAGCUAUACCGUCGACAGCAGCAUCUAGCAACUGAGCAGGAACGCUCUCGCAUCUUCAGCGGCAUGUACAAUGCCUGUGAAGAGCUGCGCAAAACAGUUGGACCCGGAAACAGAGACGAGGGCUACCUGUACCGUGUUGCUAUGGAAAAGAAGGGUGUCUGGGGUCUUGACGCAAUUCCCAUUGAGUAUGCGCGUUACCAAACAGACCACCCAGCUAAGAACGCAUGGAACCACGACUGGAAGAGGAACAGCGACUAAAGCAUGGUUUACAAAAAAUGUAUUUAGAAAAAAGUGUACUGUAUGUAUGAUAAGGCAGCUGUCGAACGAUAGUGGUUAGAAAGCCAAUGUUUACGAUUCCCAUUAAGCCGAGGCAAGAAAACAUAGGACGUUUA
Fusarium redolens is the source of this 1028-nucleotide messenger RNA. RefSeq lists its product as uncharacterized. Lineage: Eukaryota; Fungi; Ascomycota; Sordariomycetes; Hypocreales; Nectriaceae. The transcript has a single exon. Gene Ontology annotation, biological process: mitochondrial translation. Gene Ontology annotation, molecular function: structural constituent of ribosome. The record is from RefSeq and is a predicted model, not a curated record. The coding region runs from base 343 to 894 and encodes 183 amino acids.